Molecule: messenger RNA, 978 nt
Organism: Diatraea saccharalis (sugarcane borer)
Lineage: Eukaryota; Metazoa; Arthropoda; Insecta; Lepidoptera; Crambidae
Source: the annotation of a GenBank genome assembly
AUGAUGGUGCCUCAUUGUGGUGUGUGCAGCCAUCGCGAGAUGGCGUUACGUGUGUUCAUAAUUCUAAUCCUUUCACAGGCGGCUAUUAGCAGUGAAAACUACAGAAAAAAUGGAUUUAUUGAUAGUUUGAAUAGUGGGAUGAAGUUUGCUACAGAUAUUCUUGGUACUGAAUCCGUGGCAUUAAAAGUGGCCGAGUUUGUGGUGAAAGCUUUUCAGACAGCAAACAAACCUGCCUCUCCCGACAGAAGAUAUCCUUCAUCAAUUAACGAACCUUAUGAAUCCGGGGACAGUGAAGAAAUUAAAUUAGACAAUCGACCUGAUUACGAUGUUAAUGAAGCAUCGAACCAAAUGACGCCUUUGAAAUAUUUGGUGCGACUGUUUGGACUUCAGCCUAAUCAAAUUAGUGCGGUUGCGGUGAAUGCGUUGGUAUUUGUAGCACAAAUGAUCUCAACAUUUUUAGCUGGUAACAAACGUCCCAACAGACCAUAUAGAUCUGAAGAUCCAACUACAUGGAUCCUGAAUAAGAGGUCAAGAAAACUGCAAGAACUCAUAACUAAAGCAAAAAACGAAUCUUUACUAGAUGACAUUGAGGAGCUUAUUAAGAAUCAAGGCGACGAAGAAGAGACGAGCUGUAUUAGGCUCCUAACCUGUAAAAUUACACCUUUUGUGCAUAAAAUGCAGAUAGCCGUGUUUGGGAAAGAGGUGGAAAAUAAGGACGACGUUAAAAAAAUACGUGGCGCUGCUGCCAUGUAUCGCCAUCUACCGACGGCGAGCGAAAUCAAUGAAAGAAGCGACAUCUCAGGUGUUAAUAACAACAAAAAUGGCAGCAGUGUGCCAGUGGGCCAGGGAAUGGUUUCGUGUGUCGUAGCGUGUGAUGACCUAGAAGGACACGCGUCGCAUUCCACUGAUUCGCAGGCUUUCGGCGAUCGCGAUCGUGACAUCGAAAAUAAAGACCGGUAUACACAAACAACUACAUAG